Molecule: messenger RNA, 414 nt
Organism: Aegilops tauschii subsp. strangulata
Lineage: Eukaryota; Viridiplantae; Streptophyta; Magnoliopsida; Poales; Poaceae
Source: RefSeq, a predicted model, not a curated record
AUGUUCUCCACGGCGACCGUGGUCACCAUCGGAGGCGGGGAGCAGGCCAGCUUCUGGGACUGUAACUGGAUCGGCGGUCGGGCUCUGAAGCUAUCCUUCCCUGACCUCUACAACCACUCCAUCCUUAAGAAUAGAUCAGUGGUUGCAGCGCUGCUCGGGGCCGGCUGGGUUCAUGAUCUGUGGCACGGCAACGUCAACAACAUCCUGCCGCAGUUCAUCCUGCUACCGCGGGUCAUCAGGGACGCACGGAUCACGCUGAUCGCAGGCCAGCACGAUGCCAUCAACUGCACGGCGGGGGGCGCUGAAUACUCGGCUCGUUUGGCCUAUGACAUGCAGUUCUCUGAUCGGCCGCGCACGGAGCUCGAGUCGCUGAUCUGUAAGGUGUGGACCACAGGACUGGUCAAAUUCUUUUGA